This is a messenger RNA of Stegostoma tigrinum, 3035 nucleotides long. It is a transcript of the gene entpd3, whose product is annotated as ectonucleoside triphosphate diphosphohydrolase 3. The record is from RefSeq and is a predicted model, not a curated record. Lineage: Eukaryota; Metazoa; Chordata; Chondrichthyes; Orectolobiformes; Stegostomatidae. Gene Ontology annotation, molecular function: GDP phosphatase activity; UDP phosphatase activity. The transcript is spliced from 10 exons. Bases 617 to 2098 code for a protein of 493 amino acids. Gene Ontology annotation, biological process: nucleoside diphosphate catabolic process. Gene Ontology annotation, cellular component: plasma membrane.
GUCAAUAAUCACACACUAUAGAUCAAGUACUGAAAAUUUAAACAUAAACAGAUAAGACUCUAUGUGGAGACAGGUAACGUUUCAGAGGGGACAGAAUGUUGGAGGGUGGAAAAGAUACUUGGUUCGCAAAUUUGGGACAAUCUAAGCAGGAAACAUUGUGCACCCAAAUGUUAUGCCAAAUGCCUCCUUAUCUUACUUUAUCCUUUAUCACCGUUCCAAAUAUGCUCCUUCCCUUCCUCUCAGGUUCCUUUCCCACCAUUCCUCCUCCACCACUCCCAUUCCAAGUCCCGGCAAUUCUGGGACACUCAAUGGCUAAGUUGAGACGAAUCUUGUGAAUAUUCUCUAUGUGAAUCAUUGUUAACAAGAUUUACAAUAACCUGAUAUUAUGCUCAUGAGAAGCUGAUUACACAGCAGGCAGCCUGCACUUAGUCUGGGAGUGGUCGAAACAGGCUCUGGAAAUGAAACAUUCUAAUUCCAGCAAUCCACAACUCAUUUAUCUGAAACCACUUAAACCAAGAUCACUCCACUCAUCUCCAGUCGUUAAUGCAAAAACAACAAUACCUCUGCCUGUUCUUCACUGGAGCAGACAAAGCCUUCUAAACUGGGAGGCUGCUCGAUGGGGCUGGAGAGACCAGUUGUAGCCGCUAUCAUCGUGCUAUUCAGCAGCGUGAUCAUCGUGGUGACAAUUUCAUUGCUUCAGCAGCUGAAAAGAGUUGCUCUUCCUGUGGGAUAUAAGUAUGGGAUUGUCUUCGAUGCUGGAGCCUCCCGUACAACUCUUUAUGUUUAUAGGUGGUCAGCAGAAAAGGAGAAUAACACUGGCGUAGUCAGUGAGUUUUACCUCUGCCAUAUCAAAGGACCUGAUAUUUCUAGCUACAAGAAAGAACCUGCACGGGCAGCUCACUCAAUGGAAUGGUGCCUCAACAGAACAAUGGAAAAAAUCCCAGCAGAAAGGCAUAAUUCUACACCUGUCUACUUCGGGGCUACCGCUGGAAUGAGAUUACUCCAGCUGGAGGACUCAAGAGCUGCAGCCAUGAUCCUCUCAGCAAUUGAAAAUUACCUCCGCUCUUCACCAUUCGAUUUCAAAGGUGCCCAUAUUCUCUCAGGGAAGGAGGAAGGUGUCUACGGAUGGAUCACAGCAAAUUAUUUACUAGACAAUUUGCUGCAGCGACGUACUUGGAUACACCUGGAACGAAACUUUACCGUGAAGACCACAGGCACUCUCGAUCUGGGUGGAGCUUCUACAGAAAUAGCUUUUGUCCCCAAGCAGCACUCACACAUGAGUGAAACCGUAAUAAUCACAUUGUACAGUUAUAACUAUACUGUCUACACUCAAAGCCUGGCAUGCUACGGAAGGGAUGUAGCAGAGAAAAUGUACAGGGCAAAAAUCCUCCAGAACUCAAAAAGAUCAAGCAUUGAAGAUCCUUGCCUUCCCUCAAACUAUAGUAUGACUCUCCAACUGAAGUAUAUAUUUGAUGGUUUAUGCACUGCAGCUGAUAUACCACCUGAUUAUGAGCCUGACAACAAUGCCACAUUUAUAGGAACUGGAAAUUCUGCUCUAUGUCAGCAGAAGUUGUUGUCAAUAUUUAGUUUUGAGAGUAUCAAUGUUGGAGGUAAAUGGAAACAAAGAAGACUUCAACCACAUAUCCAUGGAGACUUUGUGGCCUUUUCUGGUUUCUAUUACUCAAUGGAAGCCUUGAAUUUAACCUGUUCCUUUCCCAUGGAAACUUUCAACUCAACAGUUCAGGAAUUCUGCUCGUACAACUGGGAUCAGGUGCAGCAGUUAUUUCCAAAUGUGUCAGACUCAUUUCGCAAAUCGUAUUGUUUUAAUGCAAACUACAUCUACGCAGUACUUGUGCAAGGUUACAAGUUCAAUCAAGAGAGUUGGAAAUCGAUAAGCUUUCUAAAAGAAGUGAAGAACAGCAGCAUAGGCUGGUCACUUGGUUACAUGCUAAACCUUACCAACAUGAUCCCAUCAGAAAAUCAAGUGAUUCAAACACCAAUGAGUGAGGCUGUAUUCUGUGGACUUCUCUUUCUAUUUUCCACUUUAGUUUUGUUCUGUUCAAUGUUCAUUUGUAUGUCAAUAAUACGUUCCUUUUAGUGUAAUUCAAUGCUUUGUGAGCUCUUAACAAAAUAACUUGAAUAUUUGGAGAGAAAAAUUAAUGCCAAAAUGGCGAGUCUUUGCCAAAUGUAAAACCACAUUUGAGGUCUCUUAUUAAUACUAUAGUUCUUUUGGAUUUAAUAGGAAAUGUUGAAAAGCCCAAAAGGGAUCCAGCUGGUAUAGUGCUUUCAUCCUGGCCAAUGCACUGAGAAAACAGAAUGAUAACACUAAGCCAUGAUUUUGACAGUAGAAAUUGAGUGAAGGGAAAAAAAUAGAUCAAAAAAGGGACCAGAAAGACAACGACAGCAGAGGAAAAAUAGAUAAAAGGUUGUUUAAAUAUAUUAUUGGGCCUAAGACGAUUGUGAUGCAAUACUAGCUUAAUUCCACAAUGAGAGAAACUGCAAUGUAUUUCACUACAUGCUGUCAUUGCUGCUAUUAGGGCUAGAGAUUUCUAUUUAUGGCACUCAGAGGAAGCUGUGUUCUUGCCUUCUGCCAAAUAAAAUGGUGAAAAAAAUAGUUGGCAAGAUAGUCUUGUCUUUUAGUCAUUAAAAUGUAAAUGGUCGGGUUUGGCAACUAGCAAAGGUUGAGCUGAUCUUUAUAGUUGCACAAAUUUGAGUGAGCCUGAGCUAACUAGCUUUAUAAAGGUUAUGUUGCCAUCUGGUAAACUUGAACCUUUAGUUGCUGACAGGAACUUUUACUUUUAAAUUUUUUUAAAAUCACAUCUUGCAGUUUUUGUUUCUUCCCCUUGAGCCUUACUGGUCUUACAUACAGCACCUUAGUUUUUAACGUAAGUUAUUGAUAAAUUACGAUCAAUGAUUCUAUGGGACAUUAAACCACUCACUCCAAGUAUGAGAGUUUUUUUUCAAAUUAGAGAUGUACACUUGUAAAAUAUCUUGCAGCAUUGAACAUGUAGAAGAGCCAAUGCAUAAUAAGAAAA